AUGGCCGUGCCAUACACAGGUACUAGUCGAGGCGGCAAUCGGCCGACCACUCUGUCCAGUGUCACAGGCGUACGUCAUGCUGCGGUUAAAGGCGUAGUGAGUGAUGUGAGUCAUCAGCGCGUUGUUUCACUACUGCCGGUGCGGCAUAGUGCAAACAUCGUCUUCGGAGUCGGGGAGGCGACUAACGAACCGGAAUCGGAACCGGAACCGGAGCCGGACCCGGAGCUGGACCCGAACCCGAAACGAGGCCUGUUCGUUCCGUCGUUUGGUUCGCCUACCCGUGGAGCAGAGUGGAGCGGCAGCGGCGCGGCGCGGCGCGGCACGGCACGGGGUGGGCGGGCGGCCCGGGACCGGGACGUUUAUACACGCUGCGGUGGCGUGACCUUCGGCGCCUGCCUGUGCGGAGCCGGGUACAGCCGCCGGUUGGGAGGUUGGGCGGACGGGCGACCGGUGCCGAACAACCACCAACCAACUUUUCGCGCACUUCGCACUGCCAAUGGCGGCGGUACUGCGUACGUGGACGUUCCGAAGCAACGCAGUGAACAACGUCGCUACUGA
This is a messenger RNA of Soboliphyme baturini, 558 nucleotides long. The record is from the annotation of a GenBank genome assembly. Lineage: Eukaryota; Metazoa; Nematoda; Enoplea; Dioctophymatida; Soboliphymatidae.